Molecule: messenger RNA, 906 nt
Organism: Thyridium curvatum
Lineage: Eukaryota; Fungi; Ascomycota; Sordariomycetes; Thyridiales; Thyridiaceae
Exons: 6
Coding region: 1-906 (301 amino acids)
Molecular function (GO): methyltransferase activity
Source: RefSeq, a predicted model, not a curated record
AUGGAGAUCCUUCCUGUUGGUGCUGCGGGUUCUAACUGUGGCGCAGAAUACUGGAUGCCAAAUGACGAGCUCGAACAAGAUAGGUUAGACCUCCAACACGCUGUGUUCAACGAAUUACUACAAGGAAAGUUGGGACUCGCACCAGUCGAGAACCCGCAGUCAAUCCUUGACCUGGGUACAGGCACUGGCAUAUGGGCGAUAGAAGCAGCAACCCUGUGGCCCUCAGCAGAAGUCCUCGGCACCGACCUCAGCCCAAUACAACCAGAUUACGUGCCCGCCAACUGCCACUUCGAGGUCGACGACGCCGAGGACGACUGGAUCUACUCGCGGCCCUUCGACUACAUCCACCUGCGGCUCAUGUUCCACACCUUCAAGGACCACACGCGCGUGAUCCGCGCGGCGUACGACAACCUCGUGCCGGGGGGCUACGUCGAGUUCCAGGACUACUACUGCCGGCUGGGCUGCGUCGACGACACGAUGCGCGGCACGGCGCUCGAGCGCUGGACGCACAUGUACGUCGAAGGGGGUAGGCGGCUGGGGCGGGACAUGCUGGCGCCCAAGCGGUACCGGCAGUGGCUGACCGAGGCCGGGUUCGAGGACGUGACGGAGGAGAAGAGGGCGAUCCCCGGCAACGCGUGGCCGCGGGGCAAGGAGGCCAAGAUGAUGGGCGUCUGGCAGAUGACCAACUUCCUCGACGGCCUGCAGGCCGUGUCCAUGCGGAUCUUCACCAAGGGGCUGGGCAUGGCGCCCGAGGAGGUCGAGCUGUUCCUCGUGGACGUGCGCAAGGACAUCAAGAACCAUGGCAUCCAUUUUUAUUUUCCUACGUACAUCGUGUAUGGGAGGAAGCCAUUUGGAAAGGAGACGGAACGGGAGGGAGAGGCAACAGAGCAAGGAGCAGAGAGCUGA